AUGAAGACGUUGUUAGGUUCCCAAGAUAUAUUAGACCUUGUUGAGGAUGGAUACAUAGAGCCCGCCAAUGCAGCUGCAGAAGCAGUCUUAUCAGAUGCUCAAAGAAAGAUGCUUAAAGAUUCACGUAAGAAGGACAAAAAAGCUCUUUUCUUAAUUUUUCAAGGUGUUGAUGAAUCAACCUUUGAGAAAAUAUCAGAUGCAAAAUCAUCCAAGGAAGCAUGGGAGAUUUUACAGAAGUCUUGCCAGGGAGUUGACAAAGCUAAAAAGGUACGACUCCAAUCACUAAGAGCUGAGUUUGAAAACUUAAAAAUGCAGAAUGCAGAGCCAGUUACAGAUUAUUCCACACGAGAGCAAAAGGUGGCGAAAGAGAUGAAAAGAAAUGGAGAUACUUUAGAUGAUGUCAGAGUAAUGGAGAAAAUUCUACGGUCACUAACAAGAAAGUUUGAUUAUAUAGUCACUGCCAUUGAAGAAGCCAAAGACUUGUCAGUUAUAUCUAUUGACGAGCUUGUGGGUUCUCUUCAAGCUCACGAGCAAAGAAUGAAUCUUAAUGAAGGUUCUAGCAAAUUGGAGCAAGCUUUGCAAAACAAGUUAUCCCUUGAUGUAAAUCAAGCCAGUAGCAGUAGCUAUGGACGUGGCAGAGGAAAUCAUGGUGGAUAUAGAAGAGGUUUCAACACCCGAGAUGGAUUCAACACUCGAGGCGGUCGUGGCAUACGCGGUGGAUAUAGUCAAACAAAUAGAAGAUUUCAGACUGAUGUUGUAGCAAAUGGACAUGAUCAAGGAAGAUAUAAUAAUCGUGGUCAAGAUCGUGGUUUCGUGACCCGAGGAGGAGGAAGAUUUCAACAAAGAGGUGAUAAAUCUCACUUGCAGUGUUAUAAUUGUAACAGAUAUGGUCAUCUCAGCUAUGAGUGUAGAGAUGCUGCUAAAGUUGCGGAGAGAAGUCAUUAUACAGCAACUGAAGAGAAAGAUGAUGAAUCGACCAUGUUGUUCACUUACAAAGGCGAGGAAGAUAGUGGGAAAGAUGUUUGGUACCUUGAUACUGGAGCUAGUAAUCACAUGUGUGGCAAAAAGGAGUUAUUCACAGAACUGAAUGAGGAAGUCCAAGGAGAAGUUACGUUUGGCGAUCUAUCAAAGAUUCCAGUUAAAGGCAAAGGUAAGAUUAUGAUAUUCACAAAGAAUGGAGAUAGAAAAUCCAUUUCAGAUGUCUAUUAUAUACCAUCUUUGAAAAUCAAACUCCUCAGUCUUGGUCAGCUUUUAGAAAAAGGAUAUGAUAUUCAUUUGAAGAAUAAUUCUCUCAUUAUGAGAAAUCAUAAAGGAGAAUUGAUUGGAAAAGUUGAUAUGACAAGAAAUCGUCUAUUCAAGCUAAACAUCCAGACAAGUGCAAUAAAGUGCAUGAAGACAAUCAAAGAAGAUAGUUCGAGGUUAUGGCAUCUUAGAUUUGGUCAUCUUGGAUUCACUGGCCUGAAGCUGCUAUCAAAAGCAAAGAUGGUAAAUGGAUUACCAAUGAUAAAUCAACCUGAUCAGCUGCGUGAAGCAUGCAUGAGAGGAAAGCAACAUAGACAAAGCUUUGAAGUUGGCAAAUCAUGGAGAGCAAAAAGACCACUGCAUCUAGUUCACUCAGAUAUAGCUGGUCCAUUUGAUAUUCCAUCUCUUGGAGGAAACAAGUAUUAUAUUACUUUUAUUGAUGAUUUCAGUAGAAAAGCUUGGGUAUAUAUUCUUAAAGAAAAAUCAGAAGCUCUUGAAAAGUUCAAAGAAUUCAAAGCAAUGACAGAAAAACAAAGUGGUCAGUAUCUGAAGACACUCAGAAUAGAUAGAGGGGGUGAAUACACUUCCAAAUUAUUUGAAGAAUUUUGUAGGCAACAUGGAAUAAUUCAUCAAUUGACAGCAGCCUACACACCACAACAGAAUGAGCAAACAGUUGAAGCAGGCAAUGAUCAGACACCUCCACCAAGUCCUAAUCCAACAACUCCUGCAUCUACACCCUCAACCUCAGGAAGCAGUAGCAGUAGCAACAAUUCAGGGGGAGCAGCAGCGAAGAUGAGAAGCUUAAGUGAUAUCUAUGACGCUACAGAUCCGGUACAAACUACCCUUGAUUACUCAUUAUUUUGUUUAAUAGCUGAAUGUGAUCCAGUGACAUAUGAGGAAGCUGUAGAAAAUGAAAAGUGGAAGAAAGCAAUGAAUGAUGAAAUUGAUGCAAGAAAUAACACGUGGGAGCUUACAACUACGCCUAAGAAACAUAAGCCCAUCGGAGUAAAGUAG
Gastrolobium bilobum is the source of this 2256-nucleotide messenger RNA. RefSeq lists its product as uncharacterized. Lineage: Eukaryota; Viridiplantae; Streptophyta; Magnoliopsida; Fabales; Fabaceae. The transcript has 2 exons. The record is from RefSeq and is a predicted model, not a curated record. Gene Ontology annotation, molecular function: zinc ion binding; nucleic acid binding. Gene Ontology annotation, biological process: DNA integration. The coding region runs from base 1 to 2256 and encodes 751 amino acids.